Messenger RNA from Marchantia polymorpha subsp. ruderalis, 2666 nucleotides. The record is from the annotation of a GenBank genome assembly. NCBI's taxonomy places the organism in Eukaryota, Viridiplantae, Streptophyta, Marchantiopsida, Marchantiales, Marchantiaceae.
GUUUAUCUAUAGUCUCCGAUGACUGCGACCGUGUUUGUCGCAGACGGAGAAAAUGUCAUUUUUCGGAGAAAAUGACUGAUUCCAUGGCAUGGUUUAAAACGCAGAUCUAGACAUUCUCAGAUCUUGGUGAUGACACACGUGAGCAAGUUAUCGAGGUCGGUCUUAAUCUGAACUACGAAGACGAGUGACUUCUUCUCGACCAGCUUGUGCAAGUGCAACGAGCAGAUUCAAGGCCUCUGCGAGUUCUACAAUUGAGUAGAGCCGAGGUGGUAAUCUAGUCCAUGGCUUCCAUUGCAAGCACAACGUUCAGAUGUCUUGGUAACACGCCUGGAACUUCACAAUGUGGGUAUCACCAUGCCGUGACCUUUGCAGCUGUCGUUCCGCAACCACCAGAACGUCGUAUAAUCCAUCAGAAAUCGAAAUCAUCCAAGAAGCAAGUUCAGAAGAUACAGCCACAGAGCACGCCUCAUUCCUCAGAAAUAUCUUCGUUUGACCCCGAACAGUGGGAACUCAAUGCUGUCACAAAUUCUGAUGGAAGACGUAACUUCCCUGGGAUCCACUCUUCGGAGUAUCCCACUGGACUGGACCGAGUCUCAGAGCGCGUCUCAGAACAGAUGAAGAGGUGGUUCCUAGAACAAAGACAAAUCGGACAGAUGGUGGGGAAGCGAAUGCUAAGUGCUUAUCAAGUAGCCAUGACUAGUGUUGUAGACCAGCUGUUCAUACCAUCAGACAAGCCAGUCCCUUUCAUAAAGGGAAAUUUCGCACCAGUGGAUGAGGUCGUUGAAAAGGUCAGAUGUGAGGUGGUAGACGGACACGUUCCACAGGACUUUCCUCCCGGUUGCUACAUUCGAAAUGGACCCAAUGCAAAAUUCGGUGCUUCUCAGAACUUAGAUUCGCCACUUCUCGGUGGAACAACAUACUACAGUUGGUUUGAGGGAGAAGGAAUGCUUCACGGGACUUACAUCGAGAAAGACGGAAGCAUUUGGUAUAUGAACAGGUACGUGGAAACAGACAGCUUCAAGAUGGAGAAAGAACUGGGAAGAAAAGUGUACCUCCCCACAAUGGACGAGAAGUCUACGCCAGGCCUAAGAUUUAAUCGAAUGAUUAAUUUGGUAAGGUAUGGAGCGCCCCAAAGCAAUCCCGGGAACACUUCAGUAUUUCAGCACGCAGGGCAUGUGGUGGCAGCUGCAGAAGGUGCCAAGGCUUAUGAAAUCAAUAUUUCGGACUUGAGUACGAAGGGUGAAUACAACUGUAAUGGGCAGUGGAAUCGCAGAUUCUUCGGUCCUCAUCCUAAAGUACAUCCCGAUACAGGGGAAUUGGUGGUGUUCGGCUUCGAUAUUUUUCCACCGUAUUACGUCUUGGGUGUUCUGUCAGGUGAUGGCAAAAAGUUUACGAAUAAAGUAGAUCUGGGGAUGGACAGGCUUGUUCUCAUGCAUGACAUCGGAAUCACAGAUCGGCACGCUAUAUUGUACGAUUUUCCGGUUAUGAUGGAUCUUGCCAACAUGCUUGUGAACGGAGGAUCAAUUGUAUCAUUCGAUCCUACCAAACACUCGAGAUUAGGAGUGCUGCCUCUAACAGGAAGUUCAAAAUCAAUUAAGUGGUUUGAUGUAGAAACAGCCUGCAUCUCCCAUCACUGUAAUAGUUACCAAGAUGGAGAUGAGAUUGUGGUUCAUGGAUUGUGUACACAACUCAUUCAACUGGUAGCCGUUCCCGCCAGAUUCGAUAAGAUCGAAUGGUAUUCAAGGGGAAUGACUCUUAAUGCUGACAAUAAUUUUGCAACCAAAGAUCCGUCUAUAGAUGGACUGUUAUAUGAGCACUUGCAUGAGUGGAGGCUUAACCUCAAAACAGGAGCCGUGGUUGAAAGAAACAUGACUCAAAAUAAAUUCCCAUUAGAACUUCCAAGAAUAAACGAUCGAGUAAACGGCAAAAAAUAUAACUACUUCUAUGCUUGCUCUGAAGAUCUUGAGGCCAGCAAGGCUGUAGGCUUCCCUAUGUUCAGAUACUUGGUCAAAGUGGACGUAUCUCCCGCAGGAAACUCUCUCGCUCAAUUUCAUGAUGUGGGAGAAAACACUUUUUGUUCAGAACCUGUUUUCGUGGCAAGACCCGGUUCUCUUCAAGAAGAUGACGGGUGGAUCGUGACAUAUGUACAUAAUGAGUCAACUAAUUUGUCUGAUAUGAUUAUCGUAGAUGCGCAACGCUUCGAGGAGAAACCAGUAGCAAGAAUACGAUUGCCACAUAGAGUACCCUACGGCUUCCAUGGAGCGUAUAUAUCAUAUUGACCGCCAUCAAAUUUCGAAUAUGAAAUUGCUUCUGGAUGAACUGUGCUAUAAAUUGUUUAUAAAUUUUGAGUUCAAGCAAGAACAAGUUCCAGUCCAGAUCUGCCAUAGUCUACUACAGAAAUGCAUGAAAGCACAGAAUACAAAACUUUUUUGUGCAGCUCAUCGGUGCACACAAGUUUCUCUGUAGGAUACACGUAAAUUAAACAAUGUAAUAGAUUCUACACUGAUUCUAGAUGUUACAAAGGAUCGUAAACCCCAAAAAUAUUGCCGAUAUUUCAAGGCGACUUAGUAAUUAGGAAAGCUACUAUGAAACCACUUUUAAAAAUGGAUCAACGAUAAACAGUAGUUGUAACAUAUAAUUCAACAUGUUGUACAACUUCACACACU